Molecule: messenger RNA, 2133 nt
Organism: Lagenorhynchus albirostris (white-beaked dolphin)
Lineage: Eukaryota; Metazoa; Chordata; Mammalia; Artiodactyla; Delphinidae
Biological process (GO): T cell activation involved in immune response; adaptive immune response; B cell differentiation
Cellular component (GO): extracellular region
Molecular function (GO): cytokine activity; type I interferon receptor binding
Source: RefSeq, a predicted model, not a curated record
AUGCACAAAGAGCAAGAGAACAGCCGUCCUGAGUGUCCUGACCACACACUCCACCCCUACGCACCCUACACGACCCUUAUCAUCUCCGUCCGGCCCUCUUCCGAGACACCCCCGGGGUCAGACAUUGCCAAACGUGCCCUCGGGGACAACACUGCCCUCAGAACCAAUGGAUUAGGUCAUAAUAGCUUGCUUACUGGGCCACUCACUUCUGAGCCCAAGGCGCCUUUUAAAAAGUUCAACUACACUGAGUCUACCACGCUCACAGAAAAACCAGACCACGAGGAGAGUCACCGUGAGGUGCUUCUGUACCCAGUACCAGCUGAGGUCCCAGCUGAGACUCAUUCGCAUCAGACAGUUAUUCAGUACUUCCUCCCCCACGUUAACGCUGUAUCCUUCAAAGACACCAUGAAGUCCCAGAGCAUCUACAGGGGCGCUCAGCUCCCGCGUCCUCGGCCCCGGUGGUGGCUGCGCUCCGACUCACCUCCAGGGCGUCCCCAACACCGUCCGGGCGUCCCAUCGCCGCCGCCGCGUUCCCCUUGCUCUGAGCCGUGGCAGCAUAGCGCCAGAAACGAUUCCGAAUCUGUAAAAUCGGCCCCAACUCGCUUCCCAGCUUCAAACCGCUCAGAAAACGGCUUCUUUCCCAAAAAUGGCGUCGCUCAAGUUUCUUUGCUCCGUGAGGAUGCAACUCAACUUUCUCUCGCGCUGCCCAAACCGCGGAAACUGCAAACUCUCAUAAGUCAGCCUUUCCCUAGCCGAACCCAUCAAAAGACAUCCGGCGCUCCGUCGCUGCCGCCUAGAGAAGCGCGCUGUCCCGGGUUCCAGGGAAGGAACCUUCCCGCUAAUUAUUUAGUGGUGCCCGCGCGCCCCUCGCGGCCAGCGGGUGAAUCACUGAAAUUCUCAAAGGCCCAGAUCUAUUUGUUAGUGGCAGGAGUGAUACUCUGCUCCAUCCCUGCUCGCCCUCUUGGCUGGAACUUGCCUUGGAUCCAGAGCCUACAGAACAGGGAAUUCUUCAUACUUUUGAGACAGAUGAAGAAGAUCCCGUUUCAGUCAUGCCUAGAGGACAGAACCGACUUCAAAUUUCCUUGGAAAACAGGGAAUAUCACAGAAAUCCUGACGACUCAAGGCACCGGCUACCACCAUCUGACGCUCCAGCAGAGUAACUUCUUCAACAAGGAGGAAAGCCAAGCUGCUUGGAACAACACCCUACUCCAUAAACUACCCUCUAGCCUUGAUCACACCUUGGAACUACUGCAUAAGCCAGUGGAAAAUGACAAUCUGGACUGUCCAUAUUUGGGAAUUGUUGUCCCGAAAUAUUUCCAAAGAAUCCAUCUCUAUCUGAAGGAAAAGAAAUACAGCCCCUGUGCCUGGGAGGUUAUCAGAGGAGAAAUUAAAGUGUUCCUUCUCUCAUGUAAUAAUUCUCCAAUUACUGUCAACAAAUAAAGAAGAAAGGUACACCUGUGACACUUCUACUCAAAUGAUUAUUGUCUGUUUAGUCCUCUAAGAUACAUCCACUCAUGUUUCUGCACAUGUUGAAAAAUAUCUGAAGUGUCACGAGUUUACAAAAAUAUAUUUACAAAGAAGAACACAAUCUAUUUUCUUAUACAAGUAAUUUUACAAUGUGCUUUCUAAAAUCUGUGUAACUUCUUGGAGGGUAUUUGGAUUUCCAACUAUGACGUUUAUUUUAAAAUGGAAAGGUUGUUAGCAUAGUAUGCUGUUCAAGACAUUUGUCAGUUAAUUUCAUGCUAGCUGCUGUCACAGAGAAACAGAAAGAUGUCAGUAAUUGGGUCAGCAUAGAAAUUUAUCUUUCCAUCCUUAAGAGAAAAAUGCAGGCAUUCCUAAUCAGAUGAAUUUUCUAGCUGGCCUCCUCUAAACAGUGAUGUAGGGACAUGGGUGCCCUCUAUUGUGUGGCGUUGCUCUAUUCAACGUGUGAUUUCCGAUUUGUGGUGUGUGAGUCUAUUCCACUCAGUGGUAAAGGAAAAAGUAUGGGGAUUACAUGGGAUGUUUUCAAGGGCCAAGACAGUAUAGGGCAAUAUCACCUCUGCCCACAUUAGUUGGCCUGAAUCUAUUAUCAUGGGAAUCUAAGUGCAAAGAAGUUAUUGGGCGACUAAUGGAAGAGGAGACAAGUUCAAUGAA